This is a messenger RNA of Pyrgilauda ruficollis (rufous-necked snowfinch), 3179 nucleotides long. RefSeq names its product zinc finger protein OZF-like. The record is from RefSeq and is a predicted model, not a curated record. The transcript is spliced from 2 exons. NCBI's taxonomy places the organism in Eukaryota, Metazoa, Chordata, Aves, Passeriformes, Passeridae. Bases 1077 to 2399 code for a protein of 440 amino acids.
AGUGCAGUUCUCAGGGAGCUCAAUCCCUUGCUUGCUUUCUUUACCAGGUUUGUGGUGCCGUUAGCUCCUGGGCUAUUGGCUUCUACGGGCCACAAAAGUGGGGUGCCCCCUGCAGUAGCCUCAGUCCGAGAGAUCCCAGGGCAUCAGGUCGGCGUCACCUAAUUGAUAUAAAAUUUCAAUAGUCAAUCUGGAUUUUAUUUCUAUUUCUUUUAUUUUAACGAAAGUAAGCCAGCAGCGCUGGGUGGCCGGGGAGUCACUGCUCUACUCACGGCACACACCACUUACAAGUUCACUAAAGUAUAUAUACUGCUUUUAAGCCUACAAAGUAUUUUCCAAUGUGCUCAGUUAGUCCAAAUCAGCAAAUAUCAAUAAGCUGGGAUCCACAGUUUCAUAAUCUUUCCAGGUGGUCGUUGAUUCCUGUCCUUCUUGUGGUCAUCUGGAGGGAGGCCUUUCACUAGUGUCUGCUACAUGAUUUUGUCAAGUGCAUCAAGCUUUUUUUAUACAUAAGCAUUUAGUUGCUUUGUUGCAAUAUCUCUUAGCUUUACGACAACUACCUACAUUUUAUUCCAAGCAUCAGUCAUCUUGGUACCUCAUUUCUUUUACUCUACUAUACUUCUUUGAUUUCAAUGCUUUAUUUGGCUAUUUGGUCAGAAAGUUCCAAAAUCUUUCUUAGUGUCUAUUUUCAACACAGCAGAUAGAAACAUUUGCUGAUUCCAUUGACAAUUGACAUGAAUCACAAAAACAUUUGUCACAGAAUCAGGGCAGGAUGAGCCCUGGGAGCCCCAAAAGCCCCUCAGCAUGCCUGAGCAGGAACCCGGGAGCGGGGAAUGCCCAGGACCCACAGGUCCCCCAGCAGCUCUGAGAAGAGGGACCCCCAUAACCCCAAAGUAAGGACAUUGGAAACAGGGAACUGCUAGGAGAGUGUUUUUGGACUGAAUGAAUUUUUGGAGGUAUUUCUGGCCAUCAGAUACCCAGUGACUUCUAGAGAUGGACUUGGCCAGUGGACCAUCAAAGCCAAUGCACUCACAUCUUGUUUUUCCCCAAAUCAGGAUUUCCCAUUCCCAAACCUUUUCUGGAUGGAGGAGAAGGCUGUGAGGAAGCGGAAGGUGCUCCAGGACACUGAGGCAGGUGCGGCAGACAAGGAGCUGAGGAUGGAGAGCAGGGAGGACAAAUCCCCAAAGCAGAACCUCGUGGAAGAGGCCGUUUUGAGCGGCUGCACAGCACAGGAAUCCAAUGGGGAGGAAAAGCCCCGGAGAUCCCGCAGGAGGAGGGGCUCCAAAGCCAGCCCAGGGUGCUCUGAGGGGGAAAGACCCACCCUGUGCCAGGAAGGCAGCCAGAGAUCUGACCAGAGCUCUGAGGUGGUGGUCCAUGAGCAGCGUGAUGAUGGCAAGAAGCCCCACCAGUGCUUGGAAUGUGGGAAGAGUUUCCUCAGGAGGUACCUUCUGGUCUGCCACCAGAGGAUUCACACUGGGGAACGGCCCUAUGAGUGUGGGGAAUGUGGGAAGAGCUUCAGGAUCAGCACCCACCUGAUGAACCACCAGAGGAUCCACACUGGGGAACAGCCCCACGAGUGUGGGGAAUGUGGACAGAGGUUCAAGAUCAGCUCCCACCUGAUCGUCCACCGAAGGAUCCACACCGGGGAACGGCCCUAUGAGUGUGGGGAAUGUGGGAUGAGCUUCAGGAUCAGCUCCCACCUGAUCAACCACCAGAGUACCCACACAGGGGAACGGCCCCAUGAGUGUGGGGAAUGUGGGAAGAGCUUCAAGAUGAGCUCCCACCUGAUCUGCCACCAGAGGAUCCACACCAAUGAACGGCCCUAUAAAUGUGGAGAAUGUGGGAAAGGCUUCAGGAGGAACUCCAGCCUGAAACUCCACCAGAUGACCCACACUGGGAUACGACCCUACGUGUGUGGGGAAUGUGGGAAGAGCUUCCGUGACAGCUCUCGCCUGAUCAUCCACCAGACAAUGCACACUGGGGAAGGCCCCUACACGUGCUCAGAAUGUGGGAAGAGCUUCAUGGAGAACUCCAGCCUGAUUAUGCACCAGAGGAUCCACACCAGGGAGAGGCCCUACGAGUGUGGGGAAUGUGGGAAAAGCUUCAUCCAGAGAUGUCAUCUGGUUUUCCACCAGAGGAUCCACACUGGGGAGAGGCCCUGUAAGUGCAGGGAAUGUGGGAAAAGCUUCAGUGCGCCCUCCACCCUGAUUGCCCACCAGAGGAUCCACACUGGGGAGAGGCCCUACAAGUGUGAGGAAUGUGGGAAAAGCUUCAGCCAGAGGUCCGGCCUGAUUGCCCACCACAGGAUCCACACUGGGGAGAAGCACUAUGAGUGUCCUGAGUGUGGGGAGAGGUUUCAGAGCAGAUACCGUCUCCUCAAGCAUCAGCAGAUUCACACAGAAUAGAGGCCCUUCCCCUGCCCCGACUGCGGGAAGGGCUUUAAGAAGAACUCCACCCUCGUCACCCACCAGCGGAUCCACACUGGGGAGAGGCCCUAACAGAGUCCCAGGUGUGGGAAGAGCUUCUCCCAGAACGCUGCCAUGACCCAGCACCAAGAGAGGCAGCAGUAAGGGAAGCCCUACAAGUGCCCCGUGUGUGGGAAGAGCUUUGAGCGCUGCUCCAACUCCAUCCCCCAGUGGAGGACCCCCACUGAAUGGUCCACAGUGACCCUCGUUGGACAGAGACUUGGUGAUCCAUGGUCCUGGUGAUCCAUGUUAGAACGACACCUGGCUAGUGAUCUCCACAUCUUCCUGGCUCCCCUUGGACACUUGGACACAGCCAGAGAAAGUUGCAUUGGCAUGCAAACCGACAUCAGAAUUUCAUAGGGGACAGCACAUUUUUUUACUUUCGACCCCAAAAAUAUCUCACCUUUUGCAUCCAGUUGUUUCUUCGGGUGGCAUCAAGGAAUACUGGAUGGUGUUGGAGGUCUUUUCCAACCUAAAUCAUUCCAUGAUUCUAAUUCUCUCUGGCCCAUAGGCAUCUUUCACAGCCAAAUGGUGAUGGACUAGAGCAAAAACCCAAGAUUUUGGAGACAAUGGAGUGGAAAUUCCUCUAGAAAAGGUUCUUUCUACCCACCCAGGCACAUGGAUACUCAGCCAGCAUGGGCACGUAAAUCCUUUUAUUUUGGCCUUGAUUUUCCUUCAUUUUUCUUCAUUCCUUCACCCAACACUGGGGUAAAAAUAAAG